AUGCCUUUCGAUACCAAUAAUAAAUAUUAUCCACCUGAUACAUUUAAAACAAAUAUAAAAAGAUACAUUUCCAAAUGUAUAUGUUCGCAAACAAGUAGCUGCACAUCUAAAGAACAUCAAAAAGUACUCGAACAACUACCUGCUAUAGAAAAUGAUUUCUAUGAUUCAUAUAAAUUCUUAAAUAAUAAACAAGAUUUUACAUUUGAAGAGAAAAAUAUUCUCAUCGCAGACGAUAUGAAGAACUAUGCCAUCGCACGAGUUACGGAUUUAUUAUGUGAAUUAUACAAUCGACGAUGUCAAAAAUCAAAAAAAUUGGCAGCAGAUGAGUUCUAUGGAGAAAAAACAGCUAAAGCAAUCUGGAAAGAACGAUGCAAGGAACGAGAAAAAUGUCCUCGAGGAGGUAUUGUCCUGCUCUCUUGUGAGAAGCCAGUCAACGAACGGAUUGUGCUUAUUAAAUGUAAUAGAAAUGAUUGUACUAAUUAUGGACAUAGUAAGGGGAAAAUCGAAGUUGAUGAAACUAUUCAAGAAUGUUCAGCUCGAGAAGGUUCCGAGGAACUUGGCUUACCCCGUGAUUAUAUAUAUGAUCAAAUAAAAAAUAAUAAUCAUCCAAUAAAAAAAACAGUACCUUACAAACUCGAUGGUCUAACUACAUGUGUUGAACAUUAUUAUUUCAUUAUCGAUGUAUCCUUUGAAGACAUACACUUCGAAUUAAAUGAAUAUGAAAUCGAUGUGAGUGAGAAUGAUGAUUCCGAAAAAUAUGCAAACUAUUAUAUGGUUACUUGUACAAAUUUUACGGUAGCUAGUUCACUUAUUUGGGAUAUUUUAAAAUUUGUUGAUGAUAAAAAUGGAAAUAAACUUGCUUCAGAUAAGUACAAACAUAUUCAUCGUUAUUGUCAACGCAAACUAAAUGAAAUAAUUCUUUUUAAUAAUCAACAUCAAUGGUGGACAACAUCUGAUAUUGCUUGUGCAAACAAAAUAUAUUCAUUGAGUCUCAGUUUCAUCACUCAUGAUUGGUAUGGAAAUACUUUUUUUUAA
Rotaria sordida is the source of this 1035-nucleotide messenger RNA. The record is from the annotation of a GenBank genome assembly. Lineage: Eukaryota; Metazoa; Rotifera; Eurotatoria; Philodinida; Philodinidae.